Messenger RNA from Fonsecaea nubica, 1341 nucleotides. RefSeq lists its product as hypothetical. The record is from RefSeq and is a predicted model, not a curated record. Bases 1 to 1341 code for a protein of 446 amino acids. NCBI's taxonomy places the organism in Eukaryota, Fungi, Ascomycota, Eurotiomycetes, Chaetothyriales, Herpotrichiellaceae. Gene Ontology annotation, molecular function: transaminase activity; pyridoxal phosphate binding. Gene Ontology annotation, biological process: biosynthetic process; amino acid metabolic process. The transcript has a single exon.
AUGUCUGCCGCUCUCUCAGGUGUGUCCACGCUCUCGCGCCGUGCGCAGGAGUGCUCGAAACCCCCAGAAUCGCCACUGUGGCAUGUAUACACCGACCAGUGGCAUCCGUCGUCGAAUCCGGGCGGCUUUGUCAACGUUGGCGUGGCGGAGAACAGCCUCAUGCACGAAGAACUGGAAGCCUAUAUCCGGACCAGCACGCGUGUCCCGCAGACAGCAUUCACCUACGGCGACGGGCCGCGUGGAUCAAAGAGGCUUCAGAGGGCUGUGGCUCGGUUCCUCAAUCGCCGGCUGCGUCCGGCGCUGCCCGUGGAGAGUGAGCACGUCGUCAUCACGAAUGGCGUCUCCCACGCCAUCGAGCAUGCCUCUUGGGCCUUCUGUAACCCCGGCGACGGCUUUCUGCUCGGCCGUCCGUACUACCGCGCUUUCAUCCCGGACAUCUCGCUGCGUCCCGGUGUCGAGGUCCUCACGGUCUCGUUUGGCUCGGUAGAUCCCAUGGGCGUGCAAGCUGUCGUCAAGUACGAAGACGCCAUUCUCGCGGCGCGAGAACGGGGCGUCCACGCAAAAGCCCUCAUGCUGUGCUCGCCGCACAACCCGCUCGGGCGAUGUUACUCCCGUGAAGCCCUUGUUGCCUACAUGCGCCUCUGCCAAAAGUACCAGAUCCACCUCGUCAGCGACGAGAUCUAUGCCUUCUCUACUUGGGAAAACCGUCACGAUUCGUCUCCUCCGCCCGUCUACUUCACCUCGGUCCUGUCGAUUGCGCCAGAGGGCAUCAUCGAUCCUCUCCUCGUCCAUGUCCUGUGGGGGAUGAGCAAAGACUUUGGUGCCAACGGUCUCCGCGUUGGGUACAUUAUUUCGCAGUAUAACGAAGCCUUUCGCGAGGCUCUGCUGGAGGUUGCAAUCUAUUCCUACGCGUCAUCUGUCGCAGAGCACAUCGCGGCCAAUAUGCUGGAAGACGAUGCGUGGGUGAACAGUUAUAUCCAACUGAAUCAAGCCCGGCUGGCCGAGUCAUAUAGCCUUGUUGUCGAGUUUCUCGACAAGCACAACAUCCCAUAUACGCCCGGGGCCAACGCCGCGUUUUUCCUCUGGGUGGAUCUUGGUAAGGCAUACCUGGAACGACAUCCGGAACGCCGGCCAAAUUCCGGUGAAGCUCAGGCUGAUGACGGGACGAGCGCCGAGAUCACCCAACUGCUCAUGAAGAACAGAGUGUUCUUGGGCGGAGGCGCAGUCUUUGGCGCCGAGACUCCUGGGCUAUUUCGCAUCGUGUUCAGCCAUCCAAGACCAUACAUACAAGAGGCGCUUCGAAGGAUUGUCAAAGCGAUAGGAGCCGCUGACGUCGAAUGA